UUGGUAAUGGAGUUUAGAGCUGGGAGGUGAGGUUUGGGUGACAGGCCCAAUACCGCUGGCGCUAAUCGAAUUUAGCAACUUGGUAACUAGCCAGAGGCAAAAAAGCCCGAUACAUCGUUUAUCUGGCUUUUACUUUUCAGUGGUCAUCGUCGACAUGUCAAAUGUAUGUAGAUAUUUAGCUGGCAGUUUUUUUCAUUUUCUCGACAUGUUCCAGUUCUUUGACAUCAACAGUUACAACGGCCUAUUAGCAUAGUUAGCUACAUCAGUGCCUAUUAUUAUCCAGCCAGCUAACGUGAGCUCUCCUAUCUAAACAUAAAUAACUUACCAACUAAGUACUGAUGAAAGAAAUAAUAAUGAAUCAAGAAAAACUUGCCAAACUUCAGGCACAAGUCCGCAUUGGCGGCAAGGGCACCGCUCGCAGAAAGAAGAAGGUCGUGCACAGAACUGCAACAGCAGAUGACAAGAAACUUCAGUUCUCCCUAAAGAAACUAGGCGUCAACAACAUCUCUGGUAUCGAAGAGGUGAACAUGUUUACGAACCAGGGGACAGUGAUCCACUUCAACAACCCCAAAGUGCAGGCCUCCCUGGCAGCCAACACCUUCACAAUCACUGGCCACGCCGAAACCAAGCAGCUGACAGAGAUGCUGCCCAGCAUCCUCAACCAGCUGGGAGCAGACAGCCUGACAAGCCUCCGGAGACUGGCUGAGGCUCUACCCAAACAGGCUGGAGAUGGAAAAGCACCAAUUGCCCCCAUAGAGGAAGAGGAUGAUGAUGUUCCAGAUCUGGUGGAGAAUUUCGAUGAGGCUUCCAAGGACGAGGCAAACUAAAGAAAAAAAGACCUUCAGGAGUCUCAACAGGACGUGACUGGGUUGGAUAAGGGCACUAGGCGUUAUUUUUUUUAAUUUAAUUUUUUUUUCUUGCCACCCGACUCAAAUGCUUUUUUGUGCACUGUGGUGUCCGUGUCCAGUUUGAGUCAGUGAGAGAUUGUACGGGUUGUCUGUGGUUCGUGCUCUUCAUAUUCUCUUCAGCUGUUUCUUCCAUGUUACUGAACCUGAUUUCUUUUCAGUCUGGCUGAAACUAUAUCUGGAAUAAACAUUUUGCUAUUGUCAA
Molecule: messenger RNA, 1110 nt
Organism: Oncorhynchus gorbuscha (pink salmon)
Lineage: Eukaryota; Metazoa; Chordata; Actinopteri; Salmoniformes; Salmonidae
Product: transcription factor BTF3
Exons: 6
Coding region: 339-827 (162 amino acids)
Cellular component (GO): cytosol; nascent polypeptide-associated complex
Source: RefSeq, a predicted model, not a curated record